Messenger RNA from Microcebus murinus (gray mouse lemur), 4277 nucleotides. RefSeq names its product ring finger protein 40 (gene RNF40). Gene Ontology annotation, molecular function: ubiquitin protein ligase activity; metal ion binding. Gene Ontology annotation, cellular component: HULC complex; nucleus. The record is from RefSeq and is a predicted model, not a curated record. Lineage: Eukaryota; Metazoa; Chordata; Mammalia; Primates; Cheirogaleidae.
UCGCCACAUCCGCCUCUGCCUCUGGCGCCUGCGCUCUGCGCCCGGGAGGCCGGUGACGUCCGGGGAAAUCGAAGAUGGCGGCACUAGGCUGACCCUACUGCGGGUGACGGAAGCGCCGUCUCCUCCCGCCUGACGCCCCUGCGGGACCCUGCGCCGCUCCUUGCUGCCGCGGCCAUGUCUGGGCCCGGCAACAAACGCGCCGCCGGCGACGGGGGCUCAGGGCCCCCAGAGAAAAAGCUGAGUCGCGAGGAGAAGACCACAACCACUCUUAUAGAGCCUAUUCGUCUUGGAGGCAUCUCUUCCACGGAGGAGAUGGACCUGAAGGUACUGCAGUUCAAAAACAAGAAGCUGGCAGAGCGGUUGGAACAGCGACAGGCUUGUGAAGAUGAACUCCGAGAACGAAUUGAGAAGUUGGAGAAGCGGCAGGCCACAGAUGAUGCCACACUCCUUAUUGUCAAUCGCUACUGGGCCCAGCUGGAUGAAACUGUGGAAGCCCUUCUCCGAUGCCAUGAGAGCCAGGGAGAGCUGUCUUCGGGGACAGAGGCACCUGGGACCCAGGAGGGGCCAACACGUGAUGGGACCCCUUUCACAGAGCCAGGGACAUCAGAGCUGAGGGAGCCUCUGCCAAUGCAGCUGCGGCCCCCUCUCAGUGAGCCAGCCUUGGCUUUUGUGGUAGCACUGGGUGCCAGCAGCAGUGAGGAGGUAGAGCUGCAGCUGCAAGGCCGUAUGGAGUUCUCCAAGGCAGCUGUGUCCCGUGUAGUAGAGGCCUCAGACCGCCUACAGCGCCGGGUGGAGGAACUCUGUCAGCGAGUAUACAGCCGAGGGGAAAAUGAGCCCCUCGGUGAGGUGGCUCGGGCACGCACCCGGGAGCUGGGCCGUGAGAACCGGCGGCUACAGGACUUGGCCACCCAGCUGCAGGAGAAGCAUCACCGCAUCUCAUUGGAGUACUCUGAGCUCCAGGAUAAAGUGACAUCAGCAGAGACCAAGGUGCUGGAGAUGGAGACGACGGUGGAGGACCUGCAGUGGGACAUUGAGAAGCUGCGCAAGCGGGAGCAAAAGCUCAAUAAGCAUCUGGCAGAAGCCUUGGAGCAGCUUAACUCUGGCUACUAUGUCUCUGGGAGCUCCUCAGGCUUCCAGGGUGGCCAGAUCACACUCAGCAUGCAGAAGUUUGAGAUGCUGAAUGCAGAGUUGGAGGAAAACCAAGAAUUGGCCAACAGCCGCAUGGCAGAACUGGAGAAGCUGCAGGCUGAACUUCAGGGUGCUGUGCGAACCAAUGAGCGUCUCAAGGUGGCCCUGAGGAGCCUUCCUGAGGAGGUGGUGCGGGAGACGGGGGAGUACCGCAUGCUGCAGGCCCAGUUCUCGCUGCUCUACAAUGAGUCUCUGCAAGUGAAGACCCAGCUGGAUGAGGCUCGGGGGCUACUGUUGGCCACCAAGAACUCCCACCUGAGACACAUUGAGCAUAUGGAGAGCGAUGAGCUAGGGCUGCAGAAGAAGCUGCGCACGGAAGUUAUCCAGCUAGAGGACACGCUGGCCCAGGUACGCAAGGAGUACGAGAUGCUGCGCAUCGAGUUUGAGCAGAACCUGGCAGCCAACGAACAGGCAGGGCCCAUCAACCGUGAGAUGCGCCACCUGAUCAGUAGUCUCCAAAACCACAACCACCAGCUGAAGGGGGAUGCCCAGCGAUAUAAGCGGAAGCUUCGAGAAGUGCAGGCUGAGAUUGGCAAGCUCCGAGCCCAAGCUAGUGGCUCUGCCCACUCUGUCCCCAACAUGGGACACCCAGAAGACUCUGGCCUUAGUGCCUCAGCCCCAGGGAAAGAGGAGGGUGGGCCGUGCCCUGCUGGUACCCCGGACAGCAGAAAGGAGGUGGCUUCAAUGCCUGGUACCACCGCUACUCCUUCCUCAGUGAAGAAGGAGGAGCAGGCCCCAUCCGAAGAGGAUGCUCAGGCAUUAACCCCUGGGGCGCAGGGCCCUUCCUCCCGGGGUCGAGAACCUGAAGCCAGGCCCAAGCGGGAGCUUCGGGAACGAGAAGGACCUGGCCUGGGACCUCCACCUGUAGCCUCAACUCUCUUAAGGGCUGAUCGGGAGAAGGCCAAGGUGGAAGAGGCCAAGAGGAAGGAGUCAGAACUCCUCAAGGGUCUCCGAGCAGAGCUCAAGAAGGCCCAGGAGAGCCAGAAAGAGAUGAAGCUCCUGCUGGAUAUGUACAAGUCAGCACCCAAGGAACAGCGGGAUAAGGUGCAGCUCAUGGCAGCGGAACGCAAGGCCAAGGCUGAGGUUGAUGAGCUGCGAAGCCGAAUCCGGGAAUUGGAGGAGCGGGAUCGAAGAGAGAGCAAGAAGAUUGCAGAUGAGGAUGCCCUGCGGCGCAUUCGUCAGGCAGAGGAGCAGAUAGAACACCUACAGCGCAAGUUGGGUGCCACCAAGCAGGAGGAGGAGGCUUUGCUGUCAGAGAUGGAUGUGACAGGUCAGGCUUUUGAGGACAUGCAGGAGCAAAACGGGCGGCUGCUACAGCAGUUGCGGGAAAAGGACGAUGCCAACUUUAAGCUGAUGUCAGAGCGAAUCAAGGCCAACCAGAUUCACAAGCUACUGCGGGAGGAGAAGGAUGAGCUGGGCGAGCAGGUUCUUGGCCUCAAGUCCCAGGUGGAUGCCCAGCUGCUGACCGUGCAGAAGCUGGAGGAAAAGGAGCGAGCCUUGCAGGGCAGCCUCGGGGGUGUGGAGAAGGAGCUGACACUGCGCAGCCAAGCCCUGGAGCUCAACAAGAGGAAGGCUGUUGAAGCAGCCCAGCUGGCUGAGGACCUCAAGGUGCAGCUGGAGCAUGUGCAGACUCGACUGCGAGAGAUUCAGCCCUGCCUGGCAGAGAGUCGGGCUGCUCGAGAGAAAGAGAGCUUCAACCUCAAGAGGGCUCAGGAGGACAUCUCACGGCUGCGGCGCAAGCUGGAGAAGCAGAGGAAGGUGGAGGUUUAUGCAGAUGCUGAUGAAAUCCUCCAGGAGGAGAUCAAGGAGUACAAGGCGCGGUUGACCUGCCCCUGCUGUAACACCCGCAAGAAGGAUGCAGUCCUUACCAAGUGCUUCCACGUUUUCUGCUUCGAGUGCGUGCGGGGCCGAUAUGAGGCCCGCCAGAGGAAGUGCCCCAAGUGCAACGCAGCCUUUGGUGCCCACGACUUCCACCGUAUCUACAUCAGCUGAACCUGAAACUCAGGGGACUUUGGAACACCAAUGGAUCCUGGGGGCUCUUUCUCCAGCCCCUCCCCACUCCAGGUCCAGUGGCUCCACCCUCCAUUCCGGACCCCAGGGGCCCAGCCCUUGCCCACCUAGUUGGUUUGGGAGCCCUGGUGCAUGCUAGUGGGAGUGGGAUUAGCCAAGCUCAGUUCCAUCUUUUCCUAAAGAUCUGAGCUGCAGCCUAGAGGGCACCGUUCUACAGGAAAGGUCUGCCAUGAGAGGCCUGAGGGGCCCAGAGCACUCAACUGAGCUUCCCAGAGGCUGGCCCUAACCUUUCUUCAUCUGUUUCCACAGACCCAUCCUAGCUGUAAGGGGAAAAUUCCCCAGGCUGUGACCUACCUUAGAGGAGGCUCACUACCUGCCUUCACACAAGUGAGGACGGGUGGUCCAGGACCUCAGCACCUUGCUUGAGACUGGGCCCUGGGGAGAUUUUCUUCAGCCACCACCCUGCUGGCACAGGCAGGGCUUCUGUCCUGUGGAGUUCCCUGGACACUUUGGCUUUUGUGCCAAGGGCUGAAGGAGGUACCCAUCUGGGAAGGUACCACCUGCUUCCUCUGGGAAGCUCUUAAGGUUGCAGUUGCUGCCCUCAUCUUGGGAAUGCUGAACCAAGAUCAUCAGUUUCUAUUCUAAUCAGGCCCCUCCUGAAUCUCUUCCUCUUCCCCAAGCCCACUUACCUCCACCUCAUGCAUCCCAAGGCUCCACUAAGUCCUUGGCCCUAACCCUGCUAUCAUCCUGGUGGCCUUAACUACUGUGGAGGUGGAACUUCCCAGGAGGGGAAGGGACAGACCAGCCCCAGCUGCUGGGCCAACUUCCAAUCAUUCCAGGUAGAAGAGCUUCACCCAACACCCUGUGACUGAGCCUGUACCCUUGAUGCUUCCUGUGCUGCCUGCCCACAAAUGCUCCAUGGGCUGUGAAGGCAACGCCCAGAGAGGCCUGGGAGAUGGAGCUGCUGACAGGUGCAAGGGCCUGUUUGGACCCACAGCCUCUGCUCUAGAGAUCUCUUGUAUAGGCUGUUAAUUGUUAUGAAUAAACAAACAUCCAACCCUUGGCCUAUGGCCAGAGUA